CACACACACACUCACACUGGGUUCGCAGCCGCUCAGCUAACAAGACUCCCUGCCUAUACUGUUGGGCGCUUCUUACUCCCCGGGCAACUUGCAAGGGAGUGGCUCGGGUUCUAGAGACCAAUCAUCCGAUACCCGGCUCUUCGUCUUGAAACAACGUGUUGGCUCGGGACGCGUUGGGUCUGUGACGCCGUGUCUCACAUCUGUCCAGCGCGGUGUAGGUGGUGCUGCUGCUGCCCUACAGAUCUUCAACGGGGAGAGACAGAUACUACUACUAGUUAUUGCUCCCACCCCCGCCGCCGACACCUUUCUGGUGGUGCAGGUGACACACUGCCUCCAGUCCUCUCGUGACGGGGGGAAGAUCUCGGCAGAGAGCAGCAAGCAAUGGCCGUUCCACAGUCGACGUCGGCGUCGGCAUCCCCGCCGCCGACCUCACAUGGAGACGAUACGAGCGGUAACAUGAACAACUACAGCAAUUACACCACCACUAACAACAAUGACAACAACCACCACCACCACCACCACCACGACAACACCACCAGCCUCGAGACAUAUGAUCCGGAAAAGGCCGCCACGCUGAGCACAUCGUACCCGUCCUCCGUCCCAUCCCGCCAUGAAGAAGCCACCGCCCCCAGCUCCGGGACGACUACUACUGCUACUGCUAUCGGAGGAGGAGGAGGAGCAGCAGCAGGAAAGGGGUCAAGGAACGGAGACGCCAACAAAUACAACGACAAUGAGGUACCGCCUCCGCCCGCGCUGGCCGCCGCGGUCCCAUCGCGGCUGCGCGCCCUCAACGCGCGCAUCGAGGGCCUCGCGGGCUUCGAGGCCCGCGGCAUCACGCGCGUGCUGCCCGAGGAGCGCCGCCCGCCGAGCCUCAGCGACGACCUGCAGGUCGCCAUCAUGUGGUUCAGCGCAAACAUCUCGCUCAACAACCUCGCCGCCGGCAUGCUGGGCCCGCUGCUCCUCGAGCUCGGCUUCCUCGACUGUGCGCUUCUGGCCGUCUUUGGCGCCUUCGUCGGCAGCCUGACGACGGCGUACAUGGCCAUCUGGGGCCCGCAGAGCGGCAACCGGACAAUGGUCGUUCUUCGCUUCUUCAUGGGCUACUGGCCCUCCAAGAUCCCAUGCCUCCUCAACAUCGUCCUCAUGGUCGGCUACGCCACCAUCGACGGCAUCAUCGGCGGCCAGGUCCUCUCGGCCGUCAGCGGCGGCCAGAUGACCAUCAUCGUGGGCAUUGUAGUCGUCUCCGUCGUCUGCUGGGUCGUCGCCGUCUUCGGCAUGGCCCUCUUCCACAAGUAUGAGAGGUACUCGUGGCUACCCCAGGUCCUCGCCCUCUUCGUCCUCAUCGGCGUCGCCGGCCCCUACUUCGACGCCUCGUCCCAGUCCAAGGCCACGGGCGAGCUCCUCGCCGCGCAGCGCCUCUCCUUCUUCAACAUCUGCCUGUACGUGCCCAACUCGUGGGCGGCCGCCGCGUCCGACUUCUACGUCUACUACCCGGAGCGCACGUCGCGGCGCAAAAUCUUCUUCCUCACCCUCGUCGGCAUCUGGACCGCCUUCUGCCUCGUCUACCUCAUCGCCAUCGGGCUCGGCACCGGCGUCGCCAACCUCCCCGCCUGGUCCGACGCCAACGCCGUCUCCUCGGGCGCCCUCAUCGUCGCCGGCUACGAGCCCCUCAAGGGCUUCGGCCGCGUCUGCUCCGUCAUCGUCGCCCUCGGCGUCAUCGCAAACUCCAUCCCCAGCACCUACUCGGCCGCCCUCGGCUGCCAGACGCUCGGCCGCUACGGCAAGGCCGUCCCGCGAUGGGUCUGGUCCACGCUGCUCAUCCUCGUCGAGUUCGUCCUCGCCGUCGCCGGCCGCGAGCACCUCUUCCUCAUCUUCCAGAACUUCCUCGCCCUCAUGGGCUACUGGGUCAUGAUCAUGAUCGUCAUUGUCUUCGAGGAGCACAUGCUCUUCCGCAGGGGCAAGUCCGCCUUUGACUGGUCCCGCUGGGAGGACCGUGACUACCUGCCCCUCGGCUGGGCCGCCUUUGCCGCGUUUCUCAUCGGCUGGGCCGGCGCUAUCCUGGGCAUGAGUCAGGCCUGGUACGUCGGGCCCCUCGCGCAGCUGGCUUCGACGGGCGACGUUGGCUUGUGGGUCGCCGUCGGCUUCACACUCGUCACAUUUGCGCCGUUGCGCCUGCUUGAGAGGAGGUGGAUCGGUCGUUGAUCCGUCGGCCCCCUUGUUCGCCGUACUUGCUGGCGAUGAUGCCACCGUCCUUGUUUCUGGAUUCUUCAUUUUCAACGAGCAUGGUCAGUGGGGACGCGGAUGCGGCGGGGUUUUUUUUACCUUUGCCAUUCCAUACCGCUUACACAUGCUUUACGGUUCUUAUGAAAUAUCACAUCACCAUCAUGGAGUCUGGUGUAUGAGGUAGACGAAAAUUAGACUCAGGUCUCGACGUCUUCACAUAUCGCCUGACGUCAGCUUGUGUCAUGAUUUUCUAGAAUAAUGUCCCGCAGUCCGUGCUUAGUAUGAGACGCGGGCGCGCACUUUUUUGCUGUUUCGCAACGCCUUGCUCCAUUGUGUAUAGGCUUAGUCGACAUGUACGCG
Purpureocillium takamizusanense is the source of this 2580-nucleotide messenger RNA. It is a transcript of the gene TPN1, whose product is annotated as Vitamin B6 transporter. Gene Ontology annotation, cellular component: fungal-type vacuole membrane; plasma membrane. The coding region runs from base 382 to 2199 and encodes 605 amino acids. Lineage: Eukaryota; Fungi; Ascomycota; Sordariomycetes; Hypocreales; Ophiocordycipitaceae. The record is from RefSeq and is a predicted model, not a curated record. The transcript is spliced from 3 exons. Gene Ontology annotation, biological process: transmembrane transport. Gene Ontology annotation, molecular function: transmembrane transporter activity.